This is a messenger RNA of Ramularia collo-cygni, 897 nucleotides long. RefSeq names its product related to pyrroline-5-carboxylate reductase. Gene Ontology annotation, biological process: L-proline biosynthetic process. Gene Ontology annotation, molecular function: pyrroline-5-carboxylate reductase activity. The record is from RefSeq and is a predicted model, not a curated record. Lineage: Eukaryota; Fungi; Ascomycota; Dothideomycetes; Mycosphaerellales; Mycosphaerellaceae. Bases 1 to 897 code for a protein of 298 amino acids. The transcript has 2 exons.
AUGAGCUAUACAGCCCCAAAAAGUUGCAWUGCGUCCACAAUCACAGUUCUUGGCUGCGGCGCGUUGGGAACCGCAAUACUUUCCGGCCUCCUUGACGCGAUGUCAGGCUCCAGUCGCUCGAAUACAUUCUCUAAGUUCAUAGCCUGUGUCCGGAGAGAAGCGGCCGCAGAGUACAUUGAUACCAUCCUCAAUCCGAACCACAACUUACUGCCACACCUACUUAUAUCUGUCUGCGAGAAUCUCCAAGCCGUCCAACAAGCAGAUGUCGUCAUUCUGGCCUGCCAACCUCAUCUCUACACGGAAGCUCUCGCCGAGUCGGGUAUUGCUCAAGCACUCAACGGGAAACUCCUGAUCAGCGUCCUAGCUGGAGUGUCCGAGUCAGAUAUCCAAAGUACUUUGGGAGGAAUAGACUGUCACAUCCUMCGCGCCAUGCCAAACACCGCUUCCAAAGUCCGAGACUCCAUGACCGUCAUUCCCAAACCACCAACCUUGAUCCCACAGCAUAUGCUUGAUCUUGCGGAUUAUAUCUUCACCUGCGUUGGCACAGUCCGUCACAUCGAACCUGAACUGAUGAACGUCUGCACAACGCUCUGCGGAUCGAGUCCCGCGUUCUUUGCAGUCAUUGUGGAUGCGUUGGUUGAUAGUGCUGUUUCGAUGGGUGUCAAGAGGGCAGAUGCGGUGGUUAUGGCUGCACAGGCUAUGCGUGGGACGGCAAGCUUGAUACUCGAGGGUAACUGCACGCCGAUGGAGGUCAGAGAUGGUGUCACUAGCCCGGGUGGAUCGACAAUCGUUGGGGUAUUGAAGAUGGAGGAGGGAGGUGUAAGAAGUUCGUUGAAUCGGGCACUUGUUGCUACUACGGAGAAGGCAGAGGGUUUGGGGAGAAGUGUUGGGGAAUAG